Molecule: messenger RNA, 129 nt
Organism: Phytophthora nicotianae INRA-310
Lineage: Eukaryota; Oomycota; Peronosporomycetes; Peronosporales; Peronosporaceae
Exons: 2
Coding region: 1-129 (42 amino acids)
Source: RefSeq, a predicted model, not a curated record
AUGAUCUACCCGGAUCAGGACGCAUACACGCCAGACCCCGGCGAUCUUAGUCAUCCGGAGCCUGUUGACUUGGUCCAGCCUUCCCAGAUCGUCAUCAUGACCUUUCACACGUAUUUCAUUCCAAUCUAG